This is a messenger RNA of Exaiptasia diaphana, 2180 nucleotides long. Its product is annotated as guanine nucleotide-binding protein subunit beta-5. The transcript is spliced from 13 exons. Gene Ontology annotation, biological process: G protein-coupled dopamine receptor signaling pathway; G protein-coupled receptor signaling pathway. Gene Ontology annotation, molecular function: protein binding; signaling receptor complex adaptor activity. The record is from RefSeq and is a predicted model, not a curated record. Gene Ontology annotation, cellular component: heterotrimeric G-protein complex; cytoplasm. Bases 12 to 1064 code for a protein of 350 amino acids. NCBI's taxonomy places the organism in Eukaryota, Metazoa, Cnidaria, Anthozoa, Actiniaria, Aiptasiidae.
AGAGGCGCAAAAUGGCGUCCGGAGCUGAAACCGAGGAUUCUUUAGAUUCGCUUGCAAGGGAAGCUGAGCAAUUAAAAAUCAAGAUAGAAGAGGAAAAGAGAAAGUACCACGAUGAAGAUUUGAAAGAUGUGUCAAAUAAGCUUAAAAGUUUACAAGGAUGUCCUAUGAAAGUACGUCGUAUUUUAAAGGGCCACCAAGGCAAAGUAUUAUGUAUGGAUUGGUCAGGUGAUAAAAGGCAUUUAGUCAGUAGUUCACAGGAUGGUAAAGUUAUAGUAUGGGAUGCAUUUACUACUAAUAAGGAACAUGCCAUAUCUAUGCCAACUACAUGGGUUUUAGCUUGUUCAUAUUCACCGUCAGGAAAUCUAGUGGCCUGUGGGGGACUUGAUAAUAAGUGCUCAGUCUUCAGGCUGACAUAUGAAGAUACACCUAAUGCCAAGAAACAAACGGUUGCCAUGCACACUAGUUACAUGUCAUGCUGUCAGUUUUCCAAUUCUGAUCAUCAGAUAUUCACCGGCAGUGGAGAUUCAACUUGUGGGUUAUGGGAUGUGGAUUCUAGUCAGUUAAUUCAAAGCUUUCAUGGGCAUGAAGCUGAUGUUGCAAGCUUAGACCUGUCACCAUCUGAAGGAGGGAACAUUUUCAUUUCUGGGGGAUGUGACAAAAGUGCACAUGUCUGGGAUAUACGGACCGGCAAGAUAACGAACUCCUUUCAAAAUCAUUCCUCUGAUAUCAACUGCGUCAGGUUUUUUCCUGGAGGAGAUGGUUUUGGAACAGCUUGUGAUGAUGGAAAGAUCCGUUUGUUUGAUCUGAGAGCAGAUCAUGAAUUAGCAGUGUAUAGUAAAGACUAUGUUAUCUUUGGAGCUGCAUCCCUGGACUUCUCUAUAAGUGGAAGACUAUUAUUUGCMGGUUUCCAUGACUACACUAUACACGUAUGGGAUUCAUUAAAGUCUGAAAGACUAGCUGUCUAUUAUGGACAUGAUAAUCGGCUUAGCUGCCUGCGUGUGUCACCAGAUGGUACAUGUGUCUGUACAGGAAGCUGGGAUCAGACUCUAAGGAUAUGGGCAUGAAGAGAAAAUUCAAAUAUUUUACACAUGUCAUGCGUUGAAUACAGUAACACAGUAAUAAUUAAUGAUCAAACCAUUUGAAUUCUUACAGUAUAAACCUAGUGUACAUAUAAAAAAUCUAGAAAUUAUACUUAAUUGAUAAUUAUUAUAAUUAUAAGCAUAACUGUAUACAUGUGUAGAAAUCUUUUUAAAAAAAUCCAACAAAUUGCAAUCAUAUUGUUAACUCAUAUCACUGUACUGGUCACAAUAUUGAUGGUGUAGCUAUUCAAUUCUAGAAUUUCUCCUUAUUUUAAGCUCUGAUUGUUAUUGGAAUUAUUCAAACAAAUUGCAAGUUACUGAAGAGUAUUGUCAAAUUGCCAUUACUUCCAUAGCUCAAAUUGUGGCUCUUCAACAGGCAAGUGUUUGCUUUCCAAUUUAAAAGCUUUGAAAAGUGUACAAAGGGUGGAAUGCUGGCAUAACACAAUUUUUAGUGCCACAUAAUUUUGACACUAUUUCUCUUGUUAUUAAAAAACUUGAUCAAAUUAUUCCUAUUUCUGACUUUUUUCUGGAGUACUUGCAUUUUCAAAAGUUUAAAAUUUUGCAAAGCGGCACAUGGAGUUAUUGGAAUUUGUGAAUUUCCGAUUUUAUUGUUGCUGAAGAAUAAGCUUAUAAUGUUAUAUGGUAUUUCCUUGGUUAUAUUUUGACUAAUCAACCUUCUUUAGUAAUAAUUAGUUUAGUUAAUAAUUAUGGAUUAACUGCAUCUACUCUAUUUAAAUCUACUGUCAGAUUUACUAAGUAUUGUCUUUUGCUUUGGGCUUCCUGUGGGAAGCACAAGCAGGGCACAGAAAGCCCAAAACAAAGAAUGRUGAUUUAUUGGAAUAAGAUUCUGUACUAACAAAUAAUACAAUUUGAAAGCUAUUGUGUGUAUAUAUGAGUGUAUUUAAUUUUUACACAAAAAUUMAAUUUAAGUGAUUAAUUUAUUUUUAUUUUAUUACAUUAUUCAAAUAUUUUACUAAGGUCUAAUGUAGCUUUCUUUAGCAUACAGAUCAGCGAUUUAUUAGCUUGAUUAAUUCAAACAUGAAUAUUGUAUUUUGUCAGGGUCAGUGUAAUUCUCAGAAAUAAAAUAUUAGGCCCUGUUUA